CCUCCCUCUGCUCAUCUGGAUAAAUGACCCAGGCUCUGUCAGAGCCCAUUAUUGCCCUCAGAAGCUGAUGGAGCUGUGAUUUGGUCCUGUGGAUUUCAAUAGAGACCCUUACUUGCCAGGUGCUGAGACAAACCAACUAUGAAAAACCCUAAUGACAUUAUGUGUUCAGUAUCAUCAAGAGAUGCUCCACUUCUUGGGAAAGUCUCUGAUUUGGAUCAGCAGGUGUGGAUCCUUCAGGGUCAGUCCCUAGUGUCAGUUCCACGGAGUAAUGAUGUUGCAUCAGUCACCAUCACUGUUCUGACAUGCAAGUAUCCAGAGUCCCUUGAGAAAGGCAAAGGAACUCCCAUUUAUCUAGGAAUCCAAAAUCCAGAUAUGUGUCUGUGCUGUGAGGACAUAGAAGGACAACCCACACUGCUGCUGAAGGAGCAGAGGAUUUUGGAUCUGUACAACCAGCCUGAGCCUGUGAAGCCCUUCCUUUUCUACCACUCCCGCACAGGGACAACCUCCACCUUUGAGUCUGUGGCCUUUCCUGACUGGUUCAUCGCCUCUUCCACGAAAGACAAUCCUAUCUUCCUCACUGCAGACCUGGGAAAAUCAUACAACACAAACUUCAAUUUACGUAUGGAAGCUUGAAUUCAGACUGGAGAUGGUAGUUUGAUUCUUAAAAUUCAAAGUCCCAACUGUGUUUUCAUCAAUAUGAACUCAGGGCUAUUUUUGUACCAGGGCUGAAAGAAGACAGCAACUGCUAUCAUCAUUUCAUGUUCUAGGUGAAGAAGCAAGGGGUUUGUGUCCAUGAAAAGCCAGAAAGUGAAAACAGAACAGGGAUGUGGUGGUGUGUGGUUCUCCUCUCUAGCAGAAGUUUGCAGCCCACCGGAUAUUAUGCAUGAGAAAUGUUGCACUGUGCUAUGGUGAAUGAAGCCGCAGGAGGCCAUGUGAAUAGUGACACCCUAAUUUUCAGGUCAUUUGUUUUGUGCAUAUAUGAAUCUUAUAAACUCAUUAUACCAAAUAUUCUUGCGUUUGUGUCGUGUGGAAUCCAGGCUGACGUUCACUGCAAACAUGGUUUCUUUGGACCUUUAGAAGGUGGACACCACAUGGGGCUGGUUGUACGAGGGUAGGGACUUGUUGAUUCUGGGAGGAACUACCAGUUUUAGAAUGACUAAAUCUCCUAUAAGUGGAAUGUGUGCUUCUGUAAGCCAGACUUUAAGACAUUUCCUGUUAACCGUCCGAUGACUGGGUAUGGUGCUGGACAGACUGCUUUUCCCACCUCACCCUCAGAGAUCAAAGAACGAGGAUUAUAAUUAAGACUAUAUGGCAAUAAAAUAUUAAGUUUUGUUGCUUAGACUUUUAAAAGAAGUAGUAAUGUUCUUGACAAAACAGUGCAUGUGUAUGUUCAAAAGAAAUCUUUCCUGUCCUCAUCCUAUUUCUUUCCAUGAAGUGGCUUCUCGGUUUUGGCUUUUUUUCCCUCAUGUUUUCCUCCAUAUAUCUCUAGGUAUGAGGUUUUGUUUUCAUUUCACAUAUUACCAAUUGUAGGCAUUAUUUUUUCUACCAAAUAGAUGUUG
Messenger RNA from Cavia porcellus (domestic guinea pig), 1559 nucleotides. Its product is annotated as interleukin-36 gamma-like. The record is from RefSeq and is a predicted model, not a curated record. Bases 139 to 633 code for a protein of 164 amino acids. Gene Ontology annotation, molecular function: cytokine activity. NCBI's taxonomy places the organism in Eukaryota, Metazoa, Chordata, Mammalia, Rodentia, Caviidae. The transcript has 5 exons. Gene Ontology annotation, biological process: cellular response to lipopolysaccharide; positive regulation of gene expression; inflammatory response to antigenic stimulus.